Molecule: messenger RNA, 3367 nt
Organism: Gossypium raimondii (Peruvian cotton)
Lineage: Eukaryota; Viridiplantae; Streptophyta; Magnoliopsida; Malvales; Malvaceae
Product: probable LRR receptor-like serine/threonine-protein kinase At1g12460
Exons: 2
Coding region: 619-3276 (885 amino acids)
Biological process (GO): protein phosphorylation
Molecular function (GO): protein kinase activity; ATP binding; protein binding
Source: RefSeq, a predicted model, not a curated record
AUUUGGUGGUGAUGAAACGCACUUGUAGCAUGGGUUGGUGAGGGAGAAUAAAUGCUUGUACUUCACAGACAUACCCAAGGCCCUGCCCUUCCAUGGUGGCGAGUAAUGUAAACCAAAUACCAUAUUGGGGUUUUCUAGUUUUUUUUUUCUGGGUUAAAACUUGCAAUAAAAAAGAGUUGAGCAUUGAGAUUGAAAGAAUUGCACAUGCACGUGGUUCGGCUUCUCAUAGAUAUAAAUAUUUACAUAUUGGUAUUUGAAAUGGCUCACCUGUUUUACUUUCCAGCCAAGUCAUCUUCAUAUUUGUUCUCAUUUGUCAGCAUCUUCAUUGCUUUUUUUUUUCUCCCAUGCUUUAUUCUUUCUAGUUUCUACACCUGGAAAAGCUAAAACAAUUUGAGAUUUUUAGCUCAAACCCAGAAGGAAAGUGUGGGUUAAAAGGGGUAGCUCUGUUGUUUUUGUUGAGCAAGUGUAUGCGAAAAAUAUUGAAACUUGUUGAGUUUAUCUGAGUGGAGGAAGUGAAAAAUGUUGGUGUUUAACCAUGAUCCUGAUGUUUUUUCUUUGAUUCUCAAGAUUUUUACAAGUGCAAAACAACAAGCUUUGCUUUAUUAAUGUGUUUCGAGCAUGAGAAGGAUCCAUCAAUUCAGUGUUUCCCAGGCUUUGCUCUUUCUGAUUCUUGCUUCAUGUGGAAUGAGAAUUCUCACUAUUUCUUUAGCAGCAAUAGAGAAGGAAAUUUUGCUCCAAUUUAGAGGGAACAUCACUGAUGAUCCUUACAACAGCUUGAAUUCUUGGGUCCCAAAUGGUAACCCUUGUGUAAAUUUCAGCGGUGUGUUUUGCAAUCCAAAGGGAUUUGUGGACAAGAUUGUAUUGUGGAACACCAACCUUAGUGGACAACUACCAGCUGCCUUGUCAGGUUUAAGCUCUAUAAGAGUCUUGACAUUGUUUGGUAACAGGUUUUCAGGUAAAAUCCCACAAGAGUAUUCACUGUUGCAGACAUUAUGGAAGAUCAAUGUGAGUUCAAAUGCAUUAUCUGGUUCCAUACCAGGUUUCAUUGGUGAUUUACCUAACAUUAGAUUUCUUGAUUUUUCUAACAAUGGCUAUUCUGGAGAGAUCCCUUCUGCUUUGUUUAAGAACUGUUACAAAACCAAGUAUGUUUCUGUUUCUCAUAACAGUCUCUCGGGUUCCAUUCCAGGGACCAUUGUGAAAUGCAGUAAGCUUGAAGGGUUUGAUUUCUCAUUCAAUAAUCUUAUUGGUGAAUUGCCUUCUGGAAUUUGUGAUAUCUCAGUGUUGAAGUAUGCAUCUGUUGGUAGCAAUGCAUUAAGUGGCAAUGUGCUCCAAGAGAUGUCAAAAUGCCAAAGCCUGUCAUAUUUGGACCUUAGCAGAAACUCUUUCACAGGGUUGGCACCAUUUGGGGUUAUUGAGUUUAAGAAUAUCACUUAUUUCAAUGUUUCACAUAACAGGUUCUUUGGUGAGAUCCCUUCGAUUGGAACCUGCAGUGAGACAAUGCAAUUUAUUGAUGCUUCAUGGAAUAGUUUGGAUGGGGAGAUCCCAACAAGCAUUUCCAAUUGUAAAAGCCUUAAAGUUUUGGACUUGGGGUUCAACAGGCUCAAUGGGACCAUACCAGUUAAUAUUACAGAUUUAGGGAGGCUUUUGGCAAUUAGCUUGGCUAAUAAUUCACUAAAUGGGACCAUACCAGCAGGAUUUGGUAGCAUUGAGUUGCUUCAAGUCUUGGAUUUGCACAAUCUCAACCUUGCUGGUGGAAUUCCUGCAUAUGUAAGCAAUUGCAGGUUUCUUCGUCAACUGGAUGUUUCUGGAAAUGCUCUAGAGGGACAUAUUCCUGAUACCAUUUACAACAUGACACAUCUAGAAAUCCUUGACUUGCACGGCAACCAGUUGAAUGGAAGUAUCCCAUCUGGUCUGGGGAACUUGUCAAAACUCCAAUUUCUAGAUCUCUCACUGAAUUCAUUUUCUGGGUCAAUCCCCGCUUCACUUGCGCAUCUGAAUAAGAUAACACAUUUUAAUCUUUCCUACAACAAUCUCUCCGGUAUCAUUCCUACUAUCCAAACCAUCCAGUCCUUUGGUCCAUCAGCAUUUUCUAACAACCCUGGUCUCUGUGGUUUCCCUUUGACAUCCUGCUCAGUAAGUGGCAGGCUUCCCACAUCUGGUAGAACCAGGGUCCUUAGUACUUCCGCAAUUGUUGCCAUUGUUGCUGCUGCUGUGAUCCUUGCAGGGGUUUGUGUGGUAACCAUCUUGAACAUCGGGGCACGUAGGAGUAAAAAGGAAGAAGCGACAAUGGUUGUUGAGAGCACACCACCAGGUUCAUCAGACUCGAAUGUUAUAAUCGGGAAGUUGGUCCUCUUUAGCAAAAUCUUACCGUCUAAAUACGAAGAUUGGGAAGCUGGCUCGAAAGCUUUGCUUGACAAGGAUAGUCUAGUGGGUGGAGGUUCGAUUGGAACUGUCUACAGAACUAGCUUUGAAGGUGGGAUCUCAAUUGCAGUGAAGAAACUUGAGACUCUGGGAAGAAUUAGAAACCAAGAUGAAUUUGAACAAGAAAUUGGACGCCUAGGUAACAUCAAGCAUCCCAACUUGGUUGCUCUUCAAGGUUAUUACUGGUCGUCAUCGAUACAGUUGAUUCUAUCGGAAUUUAUUCCAAAUGGAAAUCUCUAUGAUAAUCUUCAUGGACUAAAUUACCCAGAUACUAGUACAGGUGUUGGUAAUACUGAACUAACUUGGUCUAGGAGGUUCCAUGUUGCCCUUGGAACUGCAAGAGCACUUUCUUACCUUCACCAUGAUUGUAGACCUCCAAUUUUCCAUCUCAACAUCAAAUCGUCUAACAUACUCUUAGAUGAGGAGUACAAGGCCAAAUUAUCUGAUUAUGGGUUAGGAAAAUUGCUUCCAAUUUUGGAUAACUAUGGUUUAACUAAAUUCCAUAAUGCCGUAGGAUAUGUUGCACCGGAGUUGGCACAAAGUUUGCGAGUUAGUGAGAAAUGUGAUGUGUACAGCUUUGGAGUAAUUCUUUUAGAACUGGUAACUGGGAGGAAACCAGUUGAGAGUCCAACUGCAAAUGAAGUGGUGAUAUUGUGUGAAUAUGUUAGAGGAUUGUUGGAGAAGGGCUCUGCUUCGGAUUGCUUCGAUAGAAGAUUGCGGGGUUUUGCGGAUAACGAAUUAAUACAGGUUAUGAAGCUGGGUUUAAUUUGUACAUCGGAGAUUCCUUCAAGAAGACCUAGCAUGUCUGAAGUAGUUCAAGUUCUGGAAUUCAUCAGAUCUGGAAUAGAAUCAUAGUGAUCAUUCUUUUGUAUUCAUUUUGAGCUUACCAUCGUUGAUUUGUUUCCUGUUUUUAAUUUUAUGCAAUAAAAGUAUUGAUUUAUGUGUA